Molecule: messenger RNA, 3728 nt
Organism: Halichondria panicea
Lineage: Eukaryota; Metazoa; Porifera; Demospongiae; Suberitida; Halichondriidae
Product: tubulin-specific chaperone D-like
Exons: 26
Coding region: 87-3677 (1196 amino acids)
Biological process (GO): adherens junction assembly; post-chaperonin tubulin folding pathway; microtubule cytoskeleton organization
Cellular component (GO): lateral plasma membrane
Molecular function (GO): GTPase activator activity; beta-tubulin binding
Source: RefSeq, a predicted model, not a curated record
UGGCAAGGGAAAACUCUCAGCUUGAGACACGCCCCCUGCAGAGAGUGUAGUAGAGAGUGAACACAGGCUUCAAGGUUUUAAUAACUAUGGCAGAAGUCAGAUGGUGCGAUGAUCCACUUCAUUACUUUGGGGAGAACAAGGAAGUGCCCUCACUGGUAGCCGCCCUCCCACAGAUCUGCAAUGACCCCUAUGCUCUGGAGGUAUCUCAGGAGAGGUUUCUAGGGAUACUAGACAAGUAUCAGUAUCAGCCGCAGUUACUGGACCCUUUCUUCGAAAAGCUCAUUGCUCAGCUAUUUCAGUUGGCUCAUCCCCAGCAUGAAGCCCCGCCCACUUCGAGACACCAGGCUUUCAAGUACCUCUACUAUCUGUCCAAGCUCCGUGGUUCAAAGGUCAUAGUUCGUUGGUUUUCCCACGAGGUAUCGGAACUAGUUCCUGUUCUAGAGUUGCUACAGCAACAAAACACGAAGGAUGUUGCAAAAUGGGAAUCGAGAUAUAUUCUGUUGCUAUGGCUCUCCAUUAUUAUCAUCAUGCCCUUUGACCUCUCGCGAAUGGACACGCCCAUUCAGCCAGGCCACACCCCCAAGCAGCGAAUCGUUGACAGGAUGUACGACAUUGGAAAACUAUAUCUAGCUGUAUCAGAUAAAUCAGGAGAUGCAGCAACCACAAUGUUAGCCAAGUUGCUGUCGCGACCAGAUGUGAUACAGCAGAAGAUGAACGAGUUUCUCGAGUGGUCCUUCACUACCCUCACUACUGUCGACAAGUAUGUAAUGCUGGGCAUACAAGGGAUCCCAGUGGUGACUGGAAUACUCAAGACUCUCUCCACACUCUUCAAGAUCACCAAACGUGAGGACAUGGUCUCCUACGCCCCACGUGUCCUGGAGCUGCUCAGUGGGUGUGGUCUCAGCCAGAGCUACAACACGCAGCUCAGAAAACUGAACAUCAAGUUGACUCAGCGCCUUGGAAUGACGUUUCUGGCAUCUCGAGUUGCCUCAUGGCGUUAUCAGAGGGGAAGUCGUUCUCUAGCGGAGACACUGAAGUCAACCACACCUUCUUCACAACCCUUACAGCCUCACCAAGAGGAGGCACAGGAUGAUGACGGCUACGAAAUACCUGAACAGAUUGAAGAUGUACUGGAGCUGCUACUGACUGGUCUCAGAGACAAUGACACUAUUGUCAGGUGGUCUGCUGCGAAAGGAAUUGGCCGUCUAACAGGCAGACUUCCCAAAGAGCUAGCUGAUGAUGUCGUUGAGUCUCUCCUGGAUUUCUUCAGUGUGAGGGAUAGUGAUGCUGCCUGGCACGGCGGGUGUUUGGCACUGGCUGAGCUGGGGAGAAGAGGACUCCUCCUACCACAGAGACUGCCCAAAGUGGUCCCUGUGGUCCUGAAGGCCCUCAUAUACGAUGAGAGGCGUGGUCUGAGCAGCGUGGGUGCUCACGUCAGGGACUCAGCUUGUUAUGUCUGCUGGUCCUUUGCUAGAGCCUACGAACCCAAUGAACUGAAACCUUACGUCAACGACAUCGCCCGUGCUCUUGUUAUCACGACUGUGUUUGAUCGAGAGGUCAACUGUCGCAGAGCUGCCUCCGCUGCCUUCCAGGAGAACGUGGGGAGACAAGGGACUUUCCCUCAUGGCAUUGACAUUCUCACAGCUUCGGACUAUUUUGCCGUGGGGAGCAGAGCCAACGCCUACACACACGUCAGUGUGUAUGUGGCUCAGUUCUCUGAGUACACAUGUUCUCUGAUUGACCACCUCCUGGCCGAGAAGCUCAAACAUUGGGACAUAAGUGUGAGAGAGCUAGCUGCUGAGGCUCUGCGUAACAUAACACACAGGGACCCAAGCUACAUCAGAGAGCAAGUUCUUCCGUCCCUGUUGCCAUUGGUGAUGUCACCUGACCCCGCCCUGCAACACGGUGCUCUAAGAGCUGUCUCAGAGUUGACCUUUGCCCUCUACGAGCUAGACUCCAGCUCCACCCUCCAACAAACCCUGGGUGAUGACAUCAUCGCUCAACUUCUGGACAUAGCACCUAAACUGGUGGCUGCUAAAGUGUUCAAGGGAAUGACUGGGGAGAUACUCAUACCCGCUGUUCUGAAAUAUUUCGAGCGUAUGAGUUUGUGUGGUCUCCACACGUACACACCCGUUGUCGUGGAAACAUGGCAGUCUAUUAUCGACGACAACAUUCCCCACUUGGAUGAAAAUAUACGACUGUGUGCAGCGUCGGCUCUGACUCAACUAUGUGAGUCCCACUACUGUCUAUACCAGGACACAGUCAAAGCCACUCAGAGCGCUCUGGUUCCUCGCUAUAUUUCCUCACUGACGAGCGACAAUCAUCUGGAUCGUAUGGGGUUUUCCCUUGCCCUCAGAGGACUGCCACUCCCCCUUCUACAGGGCCAGCUGGAACCCAUUCUCGAUAGCCUAGGGAAGUGUAUUGGAGACAUCGAAGGAGUGGAUACUAAGUUUACAGAGUCGAGGAGAGAUGCCAUCUACGCAGUCACCAGUAUUGCUACUAAAGUGGGUGUGUCCUCCGACGUGUCAUGUGAUGUGUCAUGUGAUUUAUGUCCCGGGAAUUUGGAGGCUGUGUUUGAAAUGCUGUUCACUGGAUUGGCCGACUAUACAGUAGAUGGGCGUGGCGAUGUGGGGGCUCUUGUGAGGGAGGCUAGUAUGCAAGGCAUAGGUGAUGUACUACUGAAGAUUAUUGACUCUGGACACUCGGAGAUUAUCACUCCUGAAAUAUGCCGAAAGGCCAUGUGCUGUUUGCUACAACAAGCCAACGAGAAGAUUGAUCGCACAAGGGGCGUGGCCCUCACCACCCUCACAGCCCUCGUCCUCCACACGCCCACACUCCCGCACAUCCCACACCACACCCAUCUCAAGGAGAUAUUUUGCAAGACUGAUAUGGACAUAGUGAACUGGAGUGUGCCUCAGACCACCUUCCCCCUCACUGUGCAGCUGCUGGCCCUACCAGACUACUCUUAUCCCACUCUCCUCGGCCUCGUCAUCAGUGUGGGGGGUCUCACAGAGUCUACAGUUCGUCAGUCCAGUGCAUCGUUGCUAAGCUACCUCCGAUCUGUGACCUCUGACCCCUCCACUCUGGAGUCAUUCACCACACCCCUCAUUAAAGUGUUCGGUGAUAAUGUCAAGAACAACAGAGUUAUCCUUCCACUGUUCAAGACACUCGAUCUGUUGCUGUCUAAUGGAGUGUUUGAAGUGCUUUCUCAAGGAGACCACGACUUCCCGUCUUUGCUACUAGAGCUGAUGAAGCAAGAAGUGAAAAAUUCGAAGGAUGCAACGAAGCUUCUCUCCUCUAUCAACGUGUUCUGUGGGCUACUCCAGUUCCCUGAGGUCAGGCAAGCCACCCUCAAUCACGUCAUGAUUCUUCUCUGUCAUCGUAUACCAGCUGUUCGGAAAAUGACUGCAGACCAGCUUUACAUCACCUUAGUGACAUUUGAUGACAUCAUCGAUACUGAGGUGAUGGAGGAGGUCAUAUCCAUUCUCUCUGACACUGCAUGGGACGGUGGGAUUGUGUCAGUGAGAGAGCAACGGAAUAUCAUCUGUGACCUGCUCAAACUAGCCCGGCCAAAACUAGUGGCAAAGACGUCUAGUGGCAAGACUUCAAGCAAGAAGCCAAAAGAUGAUUUCGACAGCUACAGAGAUUUGGUGGACAGAGCAGCUUCUGGCUACUGACAAUGUAUUAUAGGACAUUCAUGUUUCUGAGCUAAUUACUGUUGCUGAUUG